UGGACCGUACUUGAACGCCUCUGGCCUGGGCGGUUCGAGUAAAUGCGUCACGAUCACAGGUCACGAUGUGAAUGAACUGACCAAUAAGAAGCGUCACCAGCAGCAUGGCGUCACUGUUGACCAAUGAGCGCGCUGCUCCCUUCUUCGUCUUACUUUUUGAAUUGAGCUCACGGAGCAGGCUGCAAUAUUUUCCGCAGUUAUGGAGUCGCUGUCAACAAACUAAGGAGUAGAAAAUCGGGACUGUUUUUCCCUUUUAUAAGACCAAUAUGCACUGAUUUCAUGCUUGCGUGUGUGGGGGUUUUUUUUUAUUUUGUUAUCAGUGGUUCGGAUUGAAAACAAAGUAUCACCGGUUCGGUGUUCGUAUUUCUGCUUUCGUUCUCUAGCUUACACAAGUUAGCUUCAGAGCUACUUAGCUGGUCAACCGCCGCUUGUUUUCUUUUUAAACAUCAAAGUUACCAACCACCACUACAGUCGUUCAUUCCCUGUAACUUUUGAUAGUUUGGACAGUUUGGUGCCACCUUAGGAUCUUGCCAUGGCUGACAGCAGCAUCGUGACUUUAGGGACAGCACGGAGUCUGCUGGUGGAUUCUUCAGUCUACGACUCAAGGAUCGCUGAAACAACAAAGGACCAUGUGUUUCUGGGCCUGACGUCUGAAGACGGGGAAGAUAUGCUGCCAAAAGUAGAGACCAGAGUUGUUCUGGUGGGUGAAGUAGGCAGAAAUGGAGCACUGGUCAAAGCACUACAGGACAUCAACACUCCAUGGAUAAUGACAGAUGAUGUCCAGGAGUUUGGAGAUGGCGAGAACACUGAUUACGAGACGGUUUUUGUCCUCGCAGAUUUUAAUUCUCCGGAAUACAAAUACCUGUACAAACGGGAGAACCGUAUUGUUGGGCCUCCUGUUGUGCUGCACUGUGCUGGAAAGAGAGAGCCUCUACUCUUUUCAUGUCGACCGCUCUACUCAACCACCAUGCUUAACCUGUCACUAUGUUUCACUGGCUUCAGAAACAAAGAGGAAAUGAAGAAUUUGGUGAAUCUGGUACAUCACAUGGGUGGGAUCAUCCGGAAAGACUUCAGCACCAAGGUUACUCAUCUCAUUGCCUAUUCCACUCAUGGGGAGAAGUACAAGCUGGCAGUUUGCAUGGGGACGCCCAUCCUCACGCCAUCGUGGAUUCUGAAGGCCUGGGAGAGGAGAGAUGAUGUUUCAUUCCAUGCUGGAGAAGAAGAGUUUCGAACAGAGUUCAAAGUGCCUCCGUUCCAGGACUGCAUCCUCAGUUUUUUGGGUUUUUCAGAAGAAGAGAAAGCCAACAUGGAAGAGAGGACUCUCAAGCAUGGUGGGUGUUAUCGAGAGGUGGGAGAUGAGAGGUGUACCCACAUGGUGGUGGAAGAAAACUCAGUGAAGGCGCUGCCGUUUACGCCAUCUAAUAAACUAUUUGUGGUCAAAACUGAGUGGUUCUGGGGCAGCAUUCAGAUGGAUGCUAAAGCCGGCGAGUCCAUGUAUUUGUAUGAAAAGAAUGACAGUCCAGCUAUGAAGAAGGCAGUGUCACUCCUGAGCCUCACCACCCCCAACAGUAACCGUAAGCGGCGGCGUCUGAGGGACACACUUGCCCAGCUUGGCAAGGAGACUGAGAUCUCACCCUUUCCUCCACCGCGCAAGAGGCCGUCGGCAGAGCACUCGUUGUCUAUGGGCUCUCUUCUGGAUAUCUCAAACACUCCCGAAACAUGCAAGGCUUUGGCAGGGUUCAAAGCCAUCGAAGAGUUCGCUCCUGUUCUUUCUAAGCAAUCAGCCAGGUGGCAAGUUUCCAAGGAGCUGUACCAGACAGAGAGCAACUAUGUUGACAUUUUAAACACAGUGAUACAGCUCUUUAAGCUUCCAUUGGAAAAAGAGGGGCAGGUGGGUGGACCUAUCCUAGCCCAAGAAGAAAUUAAAACAAUAUUUGGCAGCAUCCCAGACAUUUAUGAUGUUCAUACUAGAAUAAAGGGCAACCUUCAGGAGCUUCUGACAGACUGGUCAGAGGACCGGAGUGUGGGGAACGUGAUCCUCAAAUAUUCUAGGGAGCUUGUGAAGGCCUACCCACCCUUUGUUAACUUUUUUGAAAUGAGUAAGGAGACUAUUGUUCGGUGUGAGAAACAAAAGCCACGCUUCCAUGCUUUUCUUAAGAUCAACCAGGCCAAGCCAGAGUGUGGCAGACAAACACUGGUGGAGCUGCUCAUCAGACCUGUACAGAGACUACCCAGUGUGGCCCUUCUUCUUAAUGACAUAAAGAAGCAUACGUCAGAUGACAACCCUGACAAGAUAAUGCUGGAAAAAGCAAUUGAAUCUCUGAAAGAAGUAAUGACUCACAUCAAUGAGGACAAGAGGAAGACUGACGGACAGAAGCAGAUCUUUGAUGUGGUGUAUGAAGUUGAUGGCUGUCCUGCCAACUUGCUAUCCUCCCAUCGAAGUCUGGUUUACAGAGUAGAAACGAUUGCCCUCGGUGACCAGCCAUGUGACCGUGGCGAGAAUGUUACACUCUUCCUCUUCAAUGACUGUCUUGAGAUUGCGAGGAAGCGGCACAAAGUAAUCAGCACGUUUAAGAGUCCACUGGGACAAACAAGACCACCGCCUCCGCUCAAGCACAUUGCACUUAUGCCGCUGUCCCAGAUUAGAAGAGUACUGGACCUGCAAGAUACAGAAGAAUGUGUGAAUGCAUUUGCCUUGGUGGUUCAUCCUCCAACUGAACAGGAGAACUUGUUGUUCAGUUUCCAACUGGCUGGAGAGGAAACAAUUAAAACUGUCUGGCUGCGAACACUCUGCCGCCACGUCGCCAACACUAUAUGCAGAGCUGACGCGGAGGACUUGAUUCAGUGCACAGACCCGGAUUCCCUACAGGUCACCACCAAGGAUAUGGACAGUACUCUGAGCAAAGCCUCCAGGGCCAUCAAGAAGACUUCUAAAAAGGUGACGAGGGCAUUUUCUUUCACCAAGACCCCCAAGCGUGUGAUCCAGAGGGCAUUCAUGGCCAGCAGCACUCCAGAUGAGAAAAGUCAGCGGCUGAGUUGUGAAAACCGCAGCAGCUCCACGCUGGCUGCACACCACUCCCCCUCUAUGGUCAAUCUGCCUUCCAUGUUUGAGAGGAAGUACCACACCUUUAGCCGAUCCACCACUCACCUUUUCUGAGAUGCUGCUGCUUGGAACGCGUAAAUUGUUUCAUUUUCAAGAUGUUUGUGUACGCAACGUUACAGCUUGCCCUCCAUGCAGACUUCAACAUAUCCAUUCUGGACCUGUGCACUUCCAGAAGUGGACUGGCCUAAUGCCCUAAUGUUUGUCAUUCUGAUAUGUGGCCGUAUCAGAAUGACGGCACUUGUGUCAAUGCGCUUUCGCGUGACUGUUGGAGCGUUUGUAAACGCAAACAACUGUUCUUCAAAUUCAGCCCAUCAUGUGAUGUAUUCAGUACACAACCCUUAUUUCUCCAAGCAGUUUCUCUCACAUCUCAGUUUGGGGCUAACUGGAAUGAUACUGCUCCAUACUACAGAACCACAGUGGCUUGUUUACCCUUGAUGCUACUUUUACGAAAUGAAGGAUGCUUUGCUGUUUGUGUACAUUAGUUAAUGGUUUAUCUUGACAUGUUGACUUAUAGGCGUUUUCCUGACAGUGGUCAUGUUUUUAAUGUCUGUACAACUUAAUGAUUUGUCCACAUGAACGUUAAAUUGGUAACACUAACAGCACACCAACUAAAUACCAGUUUAUUUGGAGAAGCACGAGUGUUUGUGGAUGUAGUUGUUUCAAAGCAGUCUUUCAGAUCUUUAAUUUGUUGUGUCCCUGUAUAUCCUUUUAACAAAUGUAACACGCCUGUGUGUAUUCAUGUACUCCUUAAAGCUACCUUGUUGAUUGUCUUGACCUUGUUUUGGCUUUGAUGCCUUUGUACUUGGUAAGAGGUCUUCUUCAUAUUCACUGACGUUUUAUUGUUUAUUUUGUCACAAGUCGAGUUUAAUUUUACUGAAUAUUAUAUUACAGAUUGUUAAUUAACCAUUUUCUUGAUGUAAACUUAGCGUAGCUUCCAGCUUUUAUAAAGCUUCUAUUUUAACGUGAUUUAAGAGAUAAGUAUGAGGAGAAUAAAAGCACGUGGGUUGAUUUCUUCUUCCCUGUCAGACUGCACACUUCUUUUUAAAUGUGUUUUUACAGUAUGUGUCUCCAAGUUGAAAAGAGACGCUACAUCACUGUACAUAUUCGUCUUGGUGAAUAUAUUUACAGCCAUUUUCUUUGUAUUUCUUACUAUUUAUGUUGUUCAACUUUUAUUUGUCACACCUUGUGUGCUGUUUUCUUUGCAGCUAAAUACACAUCUUUUGUUGAAUGACGGUAUUAAAUGCACUUAAAUACG
Thalassophryne amazonica is the source of this 4358-nucleotide messenger RNA. It is a transcript of the gene ect2, whose product is annotated as epithelial cell transforming 2. The coding region runs from base 533 to 3157 and encodes 874 amino acids. The record is from RefSeq and is a predicted model, not a curated record. Gene Ontology annotation, cellular component: cell cortex; nucleus. Gene Ontology annotation, molecular function: GTPase activator activity; guanyl-nucleotide exchange factor activity. Gene Ontology annotation, biological process: regulation of cytokinesis, actomyosin contractile ring assembly; nervous system development; intracellular signal transduction. Lineage: Eukaryota; Metazoa; Chordata; Actinopteri; Batrachoidiformes; Batrachoididae. The transcript has 25 exons.